GGAGAUCUGGUAGUGUGAGAAUACGUGAUGAUAUCUUUUUUUUAUUUUAUCCCAAACUUAAAAAGGUAAGCAAAAUCCCCCCCCCCCCUUUGGUAUAGGUCUAUUUAUUGAUUGUGAAUAAGGAAUGGUGUUUUUGUAAUUUAACAUUCAUGAUGCCAAGAGAUAAUUAGAAGAUUACCAUGGUGAUGAAAACACACGUGAUACACGUGAUACAACUAACGUCAUGCCCAGAAACGCAGAGGUGGGGGACAACCUUGUAAAAGCGGCUGCCUAUUCAAACACCAAGAACAAGCCUUCUGUCUACAACCACAGGAUACAAACACAUUGGAUUUCAUUUCUGCCAGACUUUUUACGCCGAAAGCUGUUCUUGUGCUGCACUGAGAAUACUGAUUCCUUCCACGCUGAAUACAGGAAUCCUCUCCUCUCACAACCCAGAAUCCUAGGAUUGAUACUACAGCAGCUCUUUAAAGAUGACACCCACUGUGACUCUCAACACCGGGGCCAGCAUGCCUAUCGUGGGCUUGGGGACAUGGGGGGCAGAAGCAGGCAAGGUCACGGAGGCAGUGAAAGCAGCAAUCUCUGCAGGCUACAGACACAUAGACGGAGCCUACUGUUACCAGAAUGAGGACAUGGUGGGGGUUGGCAUUCACACCAUGAUUGACCAGGGGGUGGUGAAGAGAGAGGAGCUUUUCAUCGUCAGUAAGCUGUGGUGUACUCUCCAUCAGAAGUCUAUGGUGAAGGGAGCCUGUCAGAAGACUCUGAGUGACCUCAAGCUAGACUACCUGGACCUCUACCUAAUACACUUCCCUAUGUGCUUUCAGCCUGGAGAGAAUCUAUUUCCUUUUGGUGAAGACGGACAGGUAGCCGCAGGUGAAAGCAACUUCCUGGACACUUGGGAGGCUAUGGAGGAGCUGGUGGAUGCUGGUCUGGUCAAGGCUAUCGGUGUCUCCAACUUUAACAAAGACCAGAUUGAAUCCAUCCUAAACAAGCCAGGCCUCAAGUAUAAACCUGCCAACAACCAGAUUGAAUGCCACCCCUAUCUGACUCAGGAGAAGCUGAUCAACUACUGUCACUCUAAAGGCAUCCCAGUGACAGCCUACAGCCCUCUGGGCUCCCCAGACAGACCAAGGGCGAAACCUGGUGAGCCGUCUCUGCUUGAGGACCCAAAGUUAAAGACCAUCGCUGAUAAGUACAAUAAGACUACAGCACAGAUCCUUAUCCGCUUUCAAAUCCAGAGGAAUGUGAUCGUCAUUCCCAAGUCGGCUACGCCCUCCCGGAUCAAGGAAAAUUUUCAGGUGUUUGACUUCGAGCUGAAUGAUGAAGACAUGAAAGUCAUCUUGAGUUUCAACAGGAACAUGAGAGGAUUCGCUAUGAAAUGGGGCAACAAGCACAAAGACUUCCCUCUGCACGCAGAAUACUGAAACCUCCGUGUGGACACCCACAUUCCUACACUGGGGACAUACAGUGAGAAGUCCAGUAGUUGUACAGAUUCAACCACUACUGUGACCUUGUUCAUGAGGCAAACAGAAUGUCAAUGUGUAAUGUAAUACGUGCCAGAUAGUUGCCUUUACUUGUUCAGAGUUUAAACAUGUUGUACAUUUACCUACAUGUUGGGAAGUGCCUUUGAAAGCAUGGCGUCCCUGUGCUCCUUGUUGUAAUAUAAAAUUAUAUUAAUAAUUCCUUAGACAGUGAUCUUUAGAGAUAUCUCAACCAAUAUGUUAACAUUGACAACUGUCGUGGAAAUUUCCUUAAUUACCAAAUGAUGAGAGAGCAAAUCACACACGAGUCAGAGUUAUGCUUAAUCUUCACCUUUAAUAAUAAUUAAGCUUUUGCAAUAGCAUUUUGACUUUCAACAGUUCAGUAUCUCUAAUGAAAAGUUGAGUGCUCAACAUAAUGGCAAAUGGGAUCCUUUAUAGCAAAGAUCCACCCCCCCUAGACGACAUGACAAACCACAUGUCUUAGGAACUUACGCAAAGAAAAAACCUUACUUCAGAGGAAUAUCCCCUAGUCAGACAGAGUUGGCUAUAAAUUAUCGUUCAGUUUGGUCUCCUAAACAAAGCUCUUAUCUCGUCCUUGGUACAAAAUGGUACCAAGACAUUACCCCCACCCUAUGAUAUAUAUCAAAUUGCACCUUACUAACAGUAGAGUAUAUAAUACAAUUAAAAAAUCCAUAAUAAAAAUGUAAAGAUAAAGAAUCAAAUCCCUUCAAUGUAAUUAUUCACCCUUCAGAAACUGAGUUUACAAUGUUUAUACCAUAAUACAGACUUGCACCUGUUUAAACAUGUAGAAUAAUACAUUUGUUGAGUAAAAAAUAAAAAUAACAAAACUACAAAUGCUCCCAAAAUUACAAGAGAAUCCAUGUCUAAACACAGGCAUCAUUACAACCUAUAGGACAGUCAUCAUGCUUAGAAUUGGAUUCCCCACUAUCAGAGAUAUAGUCAGGAAUAGGGAAUGGGUCAGGGAAAUCAUUCAUAUACAGUGAACCCUCUCUAUCUACACUGUCCAGUGAGAAUAUUUCACUGUGUUCACCUGAUUGUUGUCCAUCAAUCCCAGAUUCCUCAUCUACACCUACUUCAUUUGCAAGCAAGGGCAUAGUAAGAACAACAUCAACCACUUUAUUAAACAAUUUCUUCACACAAAUGAUAAUUAGCAACAGAGCAAUCAGUAAUAUUAGACCAUAGAUGAACCAGUGGAAAAUGGUCGCAGCCCCAGCACCAAACACUGACUGAACCCAUCCUAAUGGAUUCCAGUUGAUGUCAGGCUGGUGUUCCCUUUCGAGAACACCCCUAAGCUCUUUCAAAUGUUCCACUACAAUAGUCAAAUUGUCAUCUCCCUGGGGUAUAAAUGUACAACCGUGAUCUCCUAUAAUUUGACACACCCCUCCUUCACGUGCUAGCAACAUGUCGAGUGCCACCCUAUUUUGUGUUGCCAUGAGUUGAGUGGCUUGUAAUUCUGGUCUUAUCAUAGAAAACCCUGCAGUGGUCAAAUUUACCAGGGAUUCCAAAUGAUAUCUGAUGAUAUUAAUUUAUUUAUUUUGCUCCUUUGCACCCCAUUAUUUUUUAAAUAUUUUUUUUAAAUUUCUACUUUGCACAUUCUUCCAUUGCAAAACUACCAUUCCAGUGUUUUACUUGCUAUAUUGUAUUUACCUUGCCACCAUGGCCUUUUUUGCCUUUACCUCCCUUCUCACCUCAUUUGCUCACAUCGUAUAUAGACUUGUUUAUACUGUAUUAUUGACUGUAUGUUUGUUUUACUCCAUGUGUAACUCUGUGUCGUUGUAUCUGUCGAACUGCUUUGCUUUAUCUUGGCCAGGUCGCAACUUGUUCUCAACUUGCCUACCUGGUUAAAUAAAAAAAAUAUCCUAGCCUA
Messenger RNA from Oncorhynchus kisutch (coho salmon), 3366 nucleotides. RefSeq names its product aldo-keto reductase family 1 member B1-like. The coding region runs from base 471 to 1421 and encodes 316 amino acids. NCBI's taxonomy places the organism in Eukaryota, Metazoa, Chordata, Actinopteri, Salmoniformes, Salmonidae. The transcript is spliced from 11 exons. Gene Ontology annotation, molecular function: oxidoreductase activity. The record is from RefSeq and is a predicted model, not a curated record.